AUGGCCCCAAGAAGAACGCAGCAGGUGGGGGCGGGGCCAUCCAUGGAGCAAGCCUACAUCUCCAAGGUGGUUCUGCUGGGGAGCGCGGCCGUGGGAAAGUCAAGCACAGCCUUCUGCCGUGUGAAAAAUGACAUCAGGGAAUCCGUGCCCACUGUGGGAUGUUCUUUCUUCACCCAGCUGGUAUGUUUAGAGACUGCCACGAUCAAGCUUGUGAUCUGGGACACUGCAGGACAGGAGAAAUACCAUGGUGUUUGCCAUCUUUAUUACAGGGGGGCGAAUGCUGCCCUUCUUGUAUUUGACAUAGCCAGAAAGGCAACUUUUGCGAGAGCAAAGCCAUGGUUGAGGGAAUUAGAGAAGGAAUUUCUUCCCGAUGAGCUCGUGAUUGUUUUAGUUGGCAAUAAGAUAGAUCUUGCUGCUCAGCGGGAAUUCACCUUUGAGGAGGCGGAGGAGUUUGCAAAGAGUGAAAGCUUAACCUACAUGGAAACGUCGGCAAAAUCCAACCACCAAGUGACCGAGGUGCUUAUGGCCAUAGCUCCCGAGUUAUUGAAAUAGGAACAACAGAAGGAACCAGCCCCUCAGCCUCA
Messenger RNA from Mauremys mutica (yellowpond turtle), 584 nucleotides. RefSeq names its product ras-related protein Rab-17-like. NCBI's taxonomy places the organism in Eukaryota, Metazoa, Chordata, Testudines, Geoemydidae. The transcript has 6 exons. Gene Ontology annotation, molecular function: GTP binding; GTPase activity. The record is from RefSeq and is a predicted model, not a curated record. The coding region runs from base 1 to 552 and encodes 183 amino acids. Gene Ontology annotation, cellular component: endosome.